Molecule: messenger RNA, 951 nt
Organism: Hyposmocoma kahamanoa
Lineage: Eukaryota; Metazoa; Arthropoda; Insecta; Lepidoptera; Cosmopterigidae
Gene: Fdx2
Product: adrenodoxin-like
Exons: 4
Coding region: 143-619 (158 amino acids)
Biological process (GO): positive regulation of oxidoreductase activity; P450-containing electron transport chain
Cellular component (GO): mitochondrion
Molecular function (GO): 2 iron, 2 sulfur cluster binding
Source: RefSeq, a predicted model, not a curated record
GUGAUUUCGUCGCGAGUUGUAAUCUCAAUUGUAAUCAAUAUAACAAAUCCUCACAGAAAGGAGAACACGUAUUGAAUAAUUCUAAACAUAAUCUGAUAUUAAAAGUGCUGAAUUGUGAUUUAUAUAACGCGCAAACGUGAAAAUGUUUUACCAAAAUUAUGUACGCAAUUUCGCCAAACCGAUUAGAAUUUUGCUAAAAAAUAACGGUUUAGGCGCCAGUUUCAGUAACUACAGGACUAUAGUGCCGUUAUCAACUACUAAACUGGCGUUAAAGGAUGAAAAAGUAAAAGUUACCUUCGUACUCCAUGAUGGCACACGUUUAGAAACAGAAGGGAAAGUCGGGGACUCAUUGCUCGAUGUGGUUGUGAACAAUGACCUCAACAUUGAGGGCUACGGUGCAUGUGAGGGAACCCUUACUUGCUCCACUUGCCAUGUUAUAGUGAGCGAAAAGGACUAUGAGAGGCUACCAGAUGAGCCAUGUGAUGAGGAAAGAGACAUGCUAGACUUAGCCUAUGGUCUCACUGACACAUCACGUCUCGGAUGCCAGAUUACAUUGUCAAAAAAGUUAGAAGGCCUGGAAGUCAGGAUUCCAGAGACCAUUAACGACGUACGCAGUUGAUCAGUUUGAAGAGACCUUUAUAUGAAAUUUAGGAAAUCAUAACAUGAGACCCAUGAACAUCCUGUUGCUGGGCAUAGGUCCCCAAGCUAUUUGGGGGACUUAUUUUGAAGAUUAUAAAUGACCACACUUUCCCGCUUAAAGGCCUGUUAGGCGUUUUUUCAAUUUAGGUGCUGUUGCGUAAUAGCAAGUGGGAGUUAACCUAAACUGUUUUUAGCAUUGACUUACAAUUAUAUGGACGUCGGGUCCGCGCUAAAAAGUGUCCGCACUUGUAAGGCGCUAAAAUCGUAUACAGAGCGCCAAACUCCGCUUUAGUCUUCAUUUGUUCUACGGAC